Messenger RNA from Notechis scutatus (mainland tiger snake), 437 nucleotides. The record is from RefSeq and is a predicted model, not a curated record. Lineage: Eukaryota; Metazoa; Chordata; Lepidosauria; Squamata; Elapidae.
AUGAAACCCACAAUUAAUCUACUUUAUUUUCUUGGGGGAGGAACAGGAGCAGGGAAAAAGACACGGAUCUUGCCCAUGGACACUUCAUGUUAUGAAAGCCCAUACAGUGACCCCGAAGAGCUCAAGGACCGGAAGCUAUUCUUAAAAAGGAGCAGUCUGAUGAUAGAUGAAGUAGACCUGGGAGAGGGAAACUUUGGGUGUGUCAGGAAAGGAGUUUACAAAAUGAGGAAGAAGCAAAUUGACGUAGCCAUCAAAAUGCUAAAAGAUGGCAAUGGAGUGGUACAGCAGGACGAAAUGAUGAAGGAGGCCCAGAUUAUGCACCAGUUGGACAAUCCUUACAUUGUCCGUCUCAUUGGAGUAUGUCAUGCCGAAGCUCUCAUGCUGGUGAUGGAGAUGGCAUCAGGUGGUCCCUUGCACAAGUUCUUGUCUUCCAAGAA